AUGUCAGAUCCAACUGAUCAAAAAACAACAACUACAACAACCAGUAAUGCAGCAGCACCUACUGAUACAACAACCACAACAAAUGAUCUUACAAUGAACGAUCUCGAAAGCAAUAAUGAUAAUGAUUCAAUCCCAUCAACCUCUACUUUGUUUCCUGAUAUCGUUCCUACCGUCACACGCCCAGACUCAAUCCCGUCGGAUGUAUUCCAAGCAACCCUGAUCGCAUCCAAGACUCCGAUCUCUUCCUCUAUCGUACCUGAUAGUGAUAUUGAUCUAGAAGAGGAUUCAGAUGAAUACUCAUAUGAAGAAGAUUAUCCAGUACCAAAGAAAGAAUUAAAGAAUAAGUCAACUAUUUAUGAAGAAAAAGGUCUCAUUGAAUUCCUUGUUAAAUGUAUCUAUGGCGUAGUCUGGGAUGUCGAUGAACCAGUAAUUUUCCUCGUCUCUAUCGGUGUUGAUUAUCUCUUCGGUCACACGAGAGUACAUUUUGAUAUCGUCAAUGAACAUAAGGUGGGACAGUUGGGUGAUACUUAUUAUUGGCGCUUUAUAUCCGACUGGGUUUAUGGUAAGGCAGGACAAAAAGGGACAGAGAGCAUCACCUUGGAAGAUUCCAUUGUUGGAUAUGUCAGCUCCUUCGAUUUCAAACUUGGUCUCUUUGAUGUUCUUGAAAUGGUUGCUAUCUUUCACUCUCUGUAUCCAUUCAAGCUCGUCGUAGUUGGUUGCUUCCGUAGAUGUUGGGUUCCAGUUGGCUCCAGAACUCAAAUUCUCUCGUUGUUGUAUUUUACUUCUCUACAGCACCGUUACUAUGCAUGUCAUUCUACAGCACUAUCACUAUAUCACCGUUACUGUGCAUGUUAUUCUACAGCUCCAUCAUUUUACAGAGUUUUAAUUUGA
This is a messenger RNA of Heterostelium album PN500, 891 nucleotides long. RefSeq lists its product as uncharacterized. Bases 1 to 891 code for a protein of 296 amino acids. The transcript has 9 exons. The record is from RefSeq and is a predicted model, not a curated record. Lineage: Eukaryota; Evosea; Eumycetozoa; Acytosteliales; Acytosteliaceae.